AUGGGCGAAGGAGGUUACCGCCAGAUCAACAAGACACUGAAUGUGUGCGCUUUCGAUGACUAUCUCGUCACGCAACAUUCACGACUACCCAAACUGCUAGAUGUUGAACAGCUCACUCCACGGGUCCUUCGUAUCCUUGGUCAAAAUGCGGGAAAGUUCACAUUGCAAGGAACAAACACAUAUAUUGUUGGCACGGGCCAAUACCGCCUCAUCAUCGACACUGCACAGGGAUUCCGCGAGUGGGCAGAUCUGCUCGAUGUGACACUAUCUGACCGCUCGAUUGCAUUGUCCCAUGUGUUCCUGACACACUGGCAUGGUGAUCAUACCGGUGGGGUCCCCGACCUUAUUAGGAUGUAUCCAGACCUCGCCGAUGGCAUCUACAAAAACUCGCCAGAGCACGGACAAAACCCUAUCGAAGAUGGUCAGAUAUUCAAGGUCGAGGGAGCAACGAUCCGCGCAGUCCAUGGACCAGGCCACUCGGAAGAUCAUAUGUGCUUUGUGCUCGAGGAAGAAGAUGCCAUGUUCACGGGGGACAAUGUCCUCGGGCACGGCACGAGCGCCGUCGAACAGCUAGGUCUCUAUAUGGAAACACUCCGAAAGCUACAAUCGCAAGGCUGUAAGACGGGGUAUCCCGCCCACGGUGCCGUUAUCCCCGAUCUGAAUGGUAGGAUUGCGACCGAACUGGCGCAAAAAGCACGGCGGGAGAAUCAGUGUCUCACUGCACUGGGUAGGAUCCGGAAAGAGGGGUCGGCAGGACAGUUAGUUAGUGUUACUGUUAGUGAACUCAUUAAUGUAAUUCAUGGGCCUCGGUUGGAUGAAGAGGUACGGAAGAUGGCAUUAGAACCGUUUAUGGAGGAAGUUUUGAGGAAGUUGGCGGAGGAUGGAAAGGUUGCUUUUCGAGUGAGAAAGGGGGUGAAGACUUGGUUCGCUCUUGCUUAG
Messenger RNA from Penicillium egyptiacum, 939 nucleotides. The record is from the annotation of a GenBank genome assembly. Lineage: Eukaryota; Fungi; Ascomycota; Eurotiomycetes; Eurotiales; Aspergillaceae.